AGGAUUAUCUCACUUCUCACAUGUUGCUCUCGAUCAUUCUUUCCUUUGUGAUCGAAACAAUGACGGCUGAGUGUCGAAGGCUUAAAACUGUGAGGACGCAACGGGAACACAAAUGCACAGGCGCUGGGAUACACUACACUCCUCCAAAGAGCUAGAUAACAGUACAGGAAAGAGGUGGACACUACAGACACAGAGAAUUGUGUGUAUUUCCUCAGUGUGUGUUAGGACUCUGUCCUGGGCCUGGCCUCCAUGCUCUUCACGCUGGCAGGAGGAGGCACGCUGAGUGGCGUCGCCGCCCUCGUGCUCCUCAUCGUUUCCACGGCAACUGACUCCUGGCUGCAGUAUCGUUACUCUGGAAACUUUGCAAAUCAGGGCCUGUGGAGGUUCUGCAUCAACAACAAGUGUCAUGCUCAUACUCUCACUGUGGCCUUCUGGGAUGCCACCCGAGCUUUCAUGCUGCUGUCUGUGUUGAGCUGCUUCGCCGGCGUGGUGCUGGGUCUCAGUGCCUUCUCUAACAGAACCAAAAACAAGAGGGUGAGAACUGCAGGAAUCGCUCUACUGCUGUCUGGUUUCUUUGCUCUGUUAGCUUUGGCAAUCUACACUGGCAUGACUGUGAACUACUUUAGCAAGCGCUACAUUCAAUGGAAGCUCUCAUGGUCCUACAUCCUUGGCUGGCUUGGCACCAUUUUGGCUAUAACAGCUGGCAUCUUCCAAAUUUGUGGCUAUCGUAGACACACUGCUGAACCAGCACUUCAAAGUCCUACAGACAGCUGAAUUUCGCCUCGGCUGUAAACUUUAGGCUGAGUUUCAACUAUUGCAAGAUGACUU
This is a messenger RNA of Tachysurus vachellii, 828 nucleotides long. It is a transcript of the gene lim2.2, whose product is annotated as lens intrinsic membrane protein 2.2. Gene Ontology annotation, molecular function: structural constituent of eye lens. The record is from RefSeq and is a predicted model, not a curated record. Gene Ontology annotation, cellular component: plasma membrane. The coding region runs from base 250 to 774 and encodes 174 amino acids. NCBI's taxonomy places the organism in Eukaryota, Metazoa, Chordata, Actinopteri, Siluriformes, Bagridae. The transcript has 5 exons.